CGCGGUGAGGCGGCGGUGGCGGCAGGGAGCUGCGCAGCGGCGGUAGCGCAGGGGCCAGAGCAGCCCCGACACGCAGCCCGGACAAGAUGUGGCGGCGCUGGGAAGCAGGAUGGGACGAGAAGAGGGAGCUGCAGGAGCUCAACUCCCGGCUGCGGGUCUUCGUGUCCCGAGUGCGGGAACUGGAGGAGGAGAACCGCUUUCUGGCGCGGGAGCUGGCGGAGCUGCGGGAGCAGGAGCUGAUCGGGCUGCGGGUGCCCGAGCAGGAGCUGGCCUGGCUGCGCAUGCAGCUGGAGGAGCUGAGCCAGGCGAAGCUGGAAGCGGAGCUGGAGCGGGACGGGCUGCGGCGGGAGCUGGAGCAGCUGCAGCUGCUGGGCGCCGAGGUGCUGGCGAUGCGGCGCCGCCUGGAGCCGGAGCUGGCCGGGCAGCGGCAGCUGCUGCAGCGGCUGCAGGGCGAGUGCGUAGCGCUGGAGGAGCUGCUGCUGCAGCUGCAGGACGAGCACGGGCACCUGGCGGAGCGGCAGCGGCGGGAGGCCGUGGAGAUACGAGAGCUGCGGAUGGACCUGGCCGCCUUGCCGCCCCCCUUGUCCGCCCUGAGCCUGGAGGAGCUGGAGGAGACCUACGAGAUGCUGCUUAGCCAGAGCUGCCAGGAGACCCUGCUGCGCUAUCAGGAGCAGAUCCAGAGGCUGCAAGAGCAGGAGGCGCAGCGGAGCCGAGAGAACCUGGAGCUCCUGCGGGAGGAGAGCCGCCAGUGCCGCCAGCACCUGGAGGACCUCCACCGCCAGGGCCAGGAGCUGUGCGGGCUCCGGGAGCGGCUGGAGCAGGAGCUGCUCGCCAUGCAGGACCGCCACGGCGCCGAUGUGGAGGAGUACCAGCGGAUAAUCGAUGCUCUAGAAGAAGAAAAGCAGUUCCUGACCAUGUCAAUCACAGAUUACCUGAAGGACUAUCAAGAACUACUGCAGGUGAAAGCAGGCCUCAUCCUUGAAAUUGAAACUUACAGGGCUUUGCUGGAAGGGGAAAGCAAGCAGUGGAUUAUUACGUGGAGAGAUCAGCUUAUAGGGAAAUUGCCUCAAGAUAUUAUAAACACUUCAUAUAACUACACUGAUAUUUACUCUACUUAUCAAGAAAGAAAUCAAAAUAAAACUUCACCAGCUAUCAGGAUCACUGAUACAAGGCACAGAAUACCAGCGACAAAUAUAAGCAGUUCUGCACGCUUUUCAGCUCAGUCAACACAGGCUGGAUCACAGGCAGCAGUGAGUGGAAAAGCUUUUGGAAAAGAUGUACUAGGUUCAAUAUAUCGCCCUUCAACAACUAUUAGAAAGGAUGAAAGAACUGUGACAGACCACAGAGAAUUAAGAGCGUAUACUCCAGGCUACAGUAGCUGGAAAAACACUGAAAUCCAGCAAAAGACAAUUCCAGAAAGAAAGAAAACAGAAGUUACAUCUUCAUCCACAAUAUCUUUUUCAAAACAAUCAACACAUGCUGAAAGAUCAGGUAAGGACAACAAAGCUGACACAAAGCCUAGGGCUUCUGAAAAUAUAAGAACAAAACCAAACUUCUCUAAAUUUCCAACUUAUGAGCUGAAUACCAAUUUAAAACCAUCUGUAUAUGAAGAAACCAUAACUGAAACUCAGACCACAGUAAAAGAAAAAAGAGGAGGCAGCAAACCAACCGAAGAAAGCAAAUCUCCAACAAAAGAAAAAGAUAAGUUAGAGAAAGAAACAAAGGAGGAGAAAAGGAGUGCAAAUGAGAAGACUUUUGUAGAAGAAAGAAGUGUUAAUUUUGGAAGGCAGACUGAUGCAAAAAUGGGGAUAGAGCAGAAAAAAUAUGUCCGGGAGGAAGUCGUUAACCAGAAGGUAGCAGGGAGUGAUAUUUCUAAUGCAAGAACUUUGAAAAGUGAAUCAAGCAAAAAAGAUACAGGUGUAUCCUUUGAAUCCAAAAGCAAAGAAGUCAUUGAGAUACCGAUCAGUCUUGAAAGACCUGCUCCUGAUAAAGUAUCUCAGAAGUAUGACAAAGAUGUAAGUUCACAAGAUUUUAAAACUUCCAUAGGAAGAGAGACAGGUGACCAUGUAACUAAGCCUGCUGAAAUUCACAAAGUCAGUGUUUCAGAAUCUAACCUGAGAGAUGAAGAGAAAAUUAGUGACAGAAGUCAUAAAAUGGAGACUCUGUCAACUGAAAGUAUAGCAGAGAACAUUGUUGCUGACAUUCUUAAAAGUUUUACACAGUCUCCCAGUUCACAAAUAUCAACAGACACAAAGGUAACCUAUUUCAAUAAGCAAGAACAACCCGAUGAUGGGAAAAUAAAGACAGAGGUGACAGUGCAGUCUCGAGUACAGGAAAACAUAGACCUUUCUGCUGAAGCUGACCGAGGAAGUCUUUCAAAUCAGGAUGUUAGAAAAGUGAUUCUAGAGGGUGUUGAGGGAACUCCUUCCAAACAGGAGAUAGAAGAAAUAGUACAUCAUGGCCUGAAAGGAAGUGAGGGUGCAAAGAAUAUGUCCGUUAAUGUUGAGAUUGUGGAGGAAACAGUAGAUUAUGUCACUGAUGAAAGGACUGAUUUUUCAACACCUUUUGAAGUAGAGGAAGUGGAAGACACAUUCCCUGAAAGAGAGAAGCGUUAUGGUGAUGAGGAACAAGACAUAACACUUACAUAUGAAGAUCUUAAAAAGAAGAAGCAACGCCAUGAAAGCUUCACUCAUGUGGAGGAAGUAACUGAGGAAGAUGACUCACCAGUUGAACAAAAAUAUUUUGUGUCUGUUCCUGAUGAUCAUCCUAUUAUUAAUGAAAAAGAUGAUGACUCAGUGUAUGGGCAAAUUCAUAUUGAAGAAGAAUCAACUAUCAAGUAUUCUUGGCAAGAUGAAUUUUUGCAAGGCACACAAAGUAAGAGGGAUGAAGGUGUAAGCUCUCCAGAAGAAACGUACAGAGUGGUAGGGGAGGAAGCAACUGCCCAUAUAUUAAAAGAAGAGCAUCCCAAAGCUGGAACGUCCCAUGUUGAAUCAGUUGUUAUUGAAAAAGAAAUUAAAAUACCCCAAGAAUUUCAGGCUUCAAUAAAGGGGCUUUUAUCAAAGGAAACCAAGGACCCUAAGAAUCAACUGAAGGAAGCUUUAGAGCAGUUGGAAGGCAGUCUCCCAGAAAGUGUAAAGGAGGAACUGUCUGCAUUAACGAAAGAAAAUCAAGCUGAUUCUAGUAGCUUAGAAUUUGAUAUCAAAAAAAUUCAUCAGACGGAAGAGGGAGGCUCGCUGACAAUUGUUGCUGAAGUCAAUCUAUCUCAGACCCUUAAUGCUGAUGAGUUUGAUGUAGCUCAGCUCGGUGAAGUAAUUGCACGUGAGAAGGAGAAGACAACAUCACACUCCUUGAAAAGAGACAGCGUGGAGAGAGUUGUUGAUGGUAAAAGCAGUACAGAAACAGAUGUUUCUGCACGCGGUGAUAUAUACACUCCUGUGGCUAAUCAAGAAGUCUACACGUCAUCCACAGUGAGGAGGAGUGGUAGCACAGGAUAUCAUACCACUGAAAAAGUCAUUUAUGAUGGCUCAACUUUGGAAACUGCAGAUUUUGGAGAAGUCUCUCAGUCACCAGAAUCAACUGAUGAGAGCAAAUCUGUAAGACAUAUUAGAGUUGGUCCAACCGAAGUCCAGAGGUUUGAGCAGAUUGUAUAUGAAGGGCCUGGUUCUGAAAUGCUGGGGAUCAGUGCUACAGAAGAUGUUGUUCAGACAGGGGGCUCGUCAGAGAUGAGCCAUUCUGUGAAGCAUUUUAAACUGGGUCCUAGAGAAAUCCAAACAACCGAAGAAGUGAUUUACAGAGGGCCUUUUACUACAGCUACAGAAGAGGUUGAUUCUGGAAAUCUUUCCCAGCAGACCUUUUCAUCAGACAUCAACAGGUCCACAAGGCAUGUUACAGUAGGAUCAAGGCAAGUAAUUGAAGAAGUGUCUUUUGAAGGGCUGGGCUCAGAUUCUCUGGAGCUCAAUAGCUCCGGGAAUCUCUCUCAGACAGAAGGGCCUGUGGAUGUCAGCAGAUCAGUAAGGCACUUUAGAUUACAUCCAAAAGAGAUUCACACCGAGCAAGUUAUCUUUGAAGGACCAAUCUCUGGUAAAGUAGAGGUCAGUGACACUAGAGACUUUUCACAGACAGAAAGUUCAGUAAGACACAUUCAGUUAGGUCCUAAGGAGUUUAUGACAGCUGAAAAAGUCAUCUACCAGGGCCCCAUCACUGAGCAUAUAGAAAUCAGUGAAGUGGGAGACCAAACCCAUUCAGAAAGCUCAGUAAAGCAUUUUAGGCUAGGUCAAACAGGAGUUACAACCACCGAGAGAAUCAUAUAUCAUGGCUCCCUGUCUGAAACUCCUGAGCUCAUUAACAAAGGACAUCUUUCAGAGAAUGAAGGAAGCUCAGAUAGCAGUAGAUCUUUCAGGCAUGUUACGAUAACUCCUGUAGAAACUCAAACUGAGCAAGUAAUCUUUCCAAGACCCAUUUCUGAAACGCUAGAAGAUCGUUCACAAACACGAGAGUCGUCUGAGAGCAGUAGCUCCAUGAAGCAUGUUAAAGUAGGAUCCAGUGAGACAUCAUUUACUUUUCAAAUGGAUGUUUCCAGUGUGGGUGGAGUAUCUACGGCGGAAAGUAAAGAACAAGCAACAAUGCUUAUAUCUAAUAAACAAGACCCUUCUGUUCAUCAGUCACAGUUUAGAGUUGAAAGUGACCACACUGGGGACAAUGAAAAUAAGAGAAGUUAUAUUCACUCCAGUUUUUCCCAAGAUCAUACUGAAAACAUAGUGGAGAAGUCGAGUUUUGAUAAAACUGUACAAUUGCAAAGAAUGGUAGACCAAAGGUCAGUUAUCUCUGAUGAAAAGAAAGUCGCAGUUCUCUAUCUGGACCAUGAGGAGGAAGAUGAUGAAGAGAAUGAUGGACAGUGGUUCUGAAAGGACACGUUAAUGAAGUCUACUUGGUAAUUUGUUUAUGCAGGUCCUUGAUUAUCCUGUUGUUUUUUUUUUUGAGAGAGAGAAUAAAAGGAACAGGGAGAUGUUCAAACAAUUUAGAUACUAACAGUGGACUGAGAAGUAUUGAAACCUUCUACCUAUUCAGUACACUUCUUACUUUAUUUGAAAUUGUAUUUUUGGGAGAAAUCAUGCUAUUAAUAUGUUUUUUUCCUCAGAGACCUGUUUCCAGAAACUUUAGAUUUUUCCACCUAUAGAGACAGAAACUUGCUACCGGCUAAUUCAGAGGAUUGUAUUUUUUUUUGUCUGUUUUAUAUCAGCUUAUUAACAAGUGUGUAUUUGAAUAGGAGUUUUCCAUUUUUUUAAAUACUGUAUUGUACUUGGUUACUAAAAUAUUCAGCAAUUCUAUUUAAAGCUACUAACCACAAAUAUAAGAGGUCAUAAGACUAAUGAGAGUGGUAGGUAGCUGAUUUUCUGUUCCAUUUCUGUGUAUUUAUAUGCAAUACCUAAUGAAAAUAUUUUAAGGAAAGAUACAGUUAUUACAGCUAUAAAAACUGAAUACAAUUCCUUAGGAUUUAACAAUGCACAGCAAGAACUGACAAAAAUACUAUUAUCUGUAUAGUUAGAAUGCAGUGCAAAAACAAAAAAGAAAGAGGUAACACUGAAGCAAGAAUUUCUUGCAAUAUUCACAGUGAGAAAUUGCAGAGUAGUACCUUUAAUAUCUUUUAAAAGAAAUCAAAUUUGAAAAAUAGGCUAGAUAGUACUUCCACCAGAGUGAGGAGAACUCCACAGCUUCAGUGUGUAUGCACAAUAACAACAGCAAGUUACUUUGCGGUAUAUUGCUUACCUUGACACUAGGUAUGGCUAACGGUGUGAAGUAUCGAACAUUACAUAAUGCAUAACUUCUUAACACAAUGGAAUUAGCUAAUAUUAGCUCUGUUCUGAAGAAAAUAUGUAAAAAUGAUAUAGAUUGUCUGUGAUCAUUUUGUGUCAGAUAAUUUCCCGAUACUUCUUGCUUUGUUUACAGAUGAGAAGAUGCUAGACCUGCAAACCUAACCAGAGAUUUCAAUUUUCCCAUUUAUUUCUUUUUUCUGGUUAUAAAACAUUACACUGGCCAAAGCUGGUUUCUGCCUAAACCAUUUGAAACUAUGUUAAUUUCACUUGAUUGCACAUUGGUUAAAUGAAGGGUAUAUAUCAGCUUUACAAUAAAAAUUCAGUGACUUCAAAGUCCAGGUCAGAAAUCAGAACUAGUUUCUGUACUAAACAAUGCAGUGCUAGCAGGAACAAAAAUAGCAGCUGAAACGUUUUUUUUUCCACCAGGGUAAGAAGAUACAAAACUGAACACAUAGAAGAAAUAAAAUAAACAAAUGAGAAGCUGCUAUAUUCACAUGUAUGCACACACACACGCACAUUCACUCACUCACUCUCCUGUACUUUCUCUGCAGAGUAGAAACACACAUGUAUCUGGAUGGCUGUAGUGUGCCAGCCUGGUAGUCUCUGACACAGAAUUAUUUUCCUGUGGUUCUAUAAGCAUAGUCUUGUGUGUGCUAACCCAGAUUAGAAUCCAGUUACAGUAUUUUAGUUCUGGCAUGGAUAUUCAAUUUUCAGACUCUUUUAAUAUUAACAGAAGCUAGAUUUUUCAAAACUGACUGCUACUUUAUAAUAUGAAUGUAAAUGCAAAGCUAAAGAGAAGUAACCUGCUGACUGACAUUCUGUUUCAGAUUUGGGACAGAUUAAUCAUUGUGUGCCUUAGUAACUAAGUUGGAAACUGUACAAAGUAUAUUAAAGCUAUUAUCAGUGUUCCAAAGAUUAACUCAGGAGGUUUGUCUGCAUUGCAAAUCUUUCUGUAUAUUUCCCUGAUUUUAUAUAAGUACAACAGUGUGACCAUCAGUGUUGAUUAGGAUUGGAUAUUUUUUUAAUUACAUACUAGCAAAUCAUUUGUUGAAAUCAGAAGUGUAACCAACAGCUGGGAGACAAAAGGAAACUGAGGUGUAGAAGCACCAAGGGCAUGUAUGCUGAGCUCAUCUGUACUGUUCACCAUGUAAUGGACAAUAAUAUUUUUCAAAUUUAUUCAUACAUGCUUAUAAAAGACCUUGUGCUUCCAUUUAUAAAUUGGGUGUUAUUAGUUGUCAUACUGUCAUCCUGUUUUUGUUUCCUUAGCUGACCAUCUGCUUUUUAAAAAUGGUGAUGUCUUUGUUUAUUUUAAUAAUCAUGUAUAAGACAGAAUUUUCCAGCUAGAUACUUAACUGCAAGCAUUCAAAUUCUGUACUUCAAGUAUUAUAUAACUGAAUAAAGAAAGGAGUCAGGUCUGUAAAAAGCAGCAGUAUUAAAAAAAAAAGUAAUUGGUGUUAAUUUUCUUAAAGUUUGAUUCUAACCUGAAACUUAAACAUUUUUUUCAAAUUAGAUCUAAGGAUAUCUGCGGAGAAUGUAUUUUGUAAUAAAUAAAAAGCUAUUUCCAAGGUUAAA
This is a messenger RNA of Numida meleagris (helmeted guineafowl), 7385 nucleotides long. RefSeq names its product synemin (gene SYNM). Lineage: Eukaryota; Metazoa; Chordata; Aves; Galliformes; Numididae. Gene Ontology annotation, cellular component: sarcolemma; intermediate filament; neurofilament cytoskeleton. The coding region runs from base 87 to 4904 and encodes 1605 amino acids. Gene Ontology annotation, biological process: intermediate filament cytoskeleton organization; fast-twitch skeletal muscle fiber contraction. Gene Ontology annotation, molecular function: structural constituent of muscle; intermediate filament binding; vinculin binding. The transcript is spliced from 4 exons. The record is from RefSeq and is a predicted model, not a curated record.